This is a messenger RNA of Owenia fusiformis, 1835 nucleotides long. NCBI's taxonomy places the organism in Eukaryota, Metazoa, Annelida, Polychaeta, Sabellida, Oweniidae. The record is from the annotation of a GenBank genome assembly.
AAAACACUUCCGCCAAAUUUCAAAAUUUUAAUAUUUUACAAAAUAAAGUAAUAUCUGGUUGAUUUGGGGUGGUGGACAACAUGUCUAGUGCUUGAAAUUAUAACUGACUAAUGUAGGAUGUCGUGCCGUGUCAUACUUCGCUCGUUAAAGUUGCAAUGUUAUCCAAAAUUGAAAGGCAUUCUCAGAACACAUGGACAGGUAGCCAGGCAUAUUCAAGCCAGGUGUAUUCAUGGUAAGAAGUCUGGAGAGACAGAGCUGUUAAAGAGCAUUGUGAAGAGAAUUAAACUCAAUGGGCCACUCUCUGUUGCAGACUACAUGAGAGAAGUACUGGUGAAUCCCGCAGCUGGUUACUAUAUGCACAGAGAUGUAUUUGGUAAAGAGGGCGACUUCAUCACCUCACCUGAAAUAAGCCAGAUCUUUGGUGAGUUGCUUGGUGUAUGGUGUGUGAAUGAGUGGCUACAUGCAGGCAAACCUGACCCCAUACAGGUGGUGGAGUUGGGUCCUGGUAGAGGAACAUUGGCUGAUGACAUGCUCAGGGUAUUCAGUCAGUUCCCAGAGAUCAAGGAGAAAGUGUCAUUCCACUUUGUAGAGGUCUCUCCCACACUCAGUGAUAUGCAGAUGGAAAAACUCUCAGGUAAGAAGCCAGAAUCAGGUGCCCGCAGUAUGAUUGACCAUUGUUAUAAACAAUGUAAGAGCAAACAUGGCCCCCUGGUGUCUUGGUACACGCACCUAGAGUAUGUACCACAUGGCUUCUCGUUCUACCUCGCACAUGAAUUCUUUGAUGCUCUUCCUAUUUAUAAGUUUAAGCAUACAGACAAGGGAUGGUGUGAGGUGCUUAUAGAUAUUGAUGAAGAAGAUGGGCCACAUCAUUUACGUUUUGUUGUUUCACGUGGACCUACACUUGCUUCUAAAACCAUGCUUCAUUUGAAACCAGGAGAUACUCGUAGCCAUGUGGAAGUCUGUCCCGAGGGUGGAAUCUUGGUAUGUGAUAUCGCAAAAAGGUUGAAACAAGAUGGCGGCUUUGCACUAAUUGCAGAUUAUGGACACGAUGGAGACAAAAUGGACACAUUCAGAGGAUUCAGAAAGCAUAAACUUCAUGAUGUUCUAGAAGAGCCUGGCACUGCUGACCUCACUGCUGAUGUUGACUUUGACUUCUUAGCCAGACAUGCAGGAGAUGGAGUGUCUAUAUAUGGACCAAUAAGCCAAGAAAUAUUCCUACACAACAUGGGAAUUGUAAGUAGACUACAAACCCUACUCAAGAAUGCCUCACCUACUCAACAGAAGGACUUACUCACAGGAUAUGACAUGUUAGCCAAUCCCCAGAAUAUGGGUGAAAGGUUUAAGUUCAUGGCCAUUAUGAAUGAACAGCCAGAUGACUACCUCCCUGCAGGGUUUGCUCUAUUGCAGUGAUCAUAUAAGAUUUAGGAAAUAUGCUGCAUUUGGAGAGUAAGGAGGGGUAUGGACAUGGUGUUAUCGAUGUAAUUCCAUGGAAGGGGAUCUUUGAGGCCCAUGAAUUUCUCAACUCUUUUUGAGUUAUAUAUUCCUUAUACCUCACAUUUUGGCCCAUAUAUCUUAUUUACACCUUAACCUAUGUGCCAGCUGUUGAAGCAAGAAAUGAAUUUUUGUCCAUAUGAUAUAUAUCUUUUAGACACACAAGGUGUAAUAUAGCAUUUACCUUACGUUUUGGGCCUCUUGUUUCUUAUGUUUUGGGGGUAUGGAUAUCUUACAUUGUAACUGAAGAUCUGUAAUGUUAUUAAACACAGCAACAAGUAUUAACCUUGGGUGCAUUUCUGCACCAUUUUUAGCUAUGAUGAUUCAGAAGUCCACUGUUGUAA